AUGUCGCGCCUCUCGAGACAGGACUAUCACGGCUACACAGCUCAGGCACAUCCUCGAUGGUCCCCAUCGUCGCCGCCUAUCAAUCGCCUCUCUACCGCGGUCGAUCCGCGCCUCGCUCCCCGUAUGGGUAAUCCAGCUCAGCAGGACGUGCAGCAGCAACCAUCCCAAACACCACAGCUUGCGCCUUCACAGCUUGCACCUCAAAACGCAUCCCUAUCUUCGAAUGCAGACGUGGUACAUGCCAUCAACGCCAUGAGCUCCCAGGUCUCCAGCCAACUCUCCUUGAUGGGGACCCAGCUCGCAUCCCUUGUCUCGCUCACUUCUCGCCUCAUCGAGAUUUCACAGAUCAACCUCACCUCUGCUGACAGCGCUGCACGCAACAUCAAUGCUACCUCCUCUGCGCCUGUUGCGCCCACCGCGUUCGGUGCUCAAGUUGUCAGACCAGAUGCCAGUCCUGCCAACAAUGCUGUCGAUCUCAAUCGUACACGCGUCAACGGCAAUCAGAACACGCCUUCAUUCGCUGCUAAUAACGUCGCACAGGCCUCUGGCAACAUUGCAACUCGCUCCGAUUCUCGACAGGGCCAAGCCUAUCAAAAUGCUCCUUCCAACAACUUUCGCAGCAUCCUCGAUCCUGCAGCAUCGACCCUCGAUAGAACUUUUGGCAGCACACUGAGAGGUUCCUCUCCAACUCCCGCUUCCGCUGUCAACAGCAGCCUCUCUGCAGCUGCCGGUCGGCCUUCACAGCAACUGCAACUGCAGCAACCGCAACAACAGCAACCGCAACAACAGCAAUCGCAACCGCAACCGCAGCAUCAGCAGCAACAACAACAACAGCAACAGCAGCAGCAGCCGCUGCAUCUUCAGUCUCAACCACAGGGUUUCCAGCAAGCGUCUCAGCAACAGCAGUCAAGCCAAGACACCAACGAUAUGCUCCGAAGUCGCCUGCCCAGUCCUGUGUUUCCAGACGAUCCGCUCGACAUUUCGGCUGAAGUUUCCACCUCGGGCCAUCAAACCCCUGCCAACCUCAAGCGUCUCUCUACAUCCGCAGCAGGUGCCAACAAUGAUAGUGCACGUAAAGUUAAUCCAGAAGCAUCGCUGGGUGAAUGGAAAGGCUGGCUCAACCGUACAUGGCAUCCUCCACCCGGUAGUCAGUCGCGCAACGUCAAAUACCGCACCAUGCAACAAGCGCGACGCGCACAUCGCGAACAGACCAAAAGAUCCAUGGCCACGCUCGGGCGUUUGCCUCUCAAAGAGUUCCUAGAGAUCCGACCAGAACAUUAUCUAAACGUUCGCAAAACGGGUCGAAAGUUGUACCAGGAGUGGCUAUUGCAAGAAGUGCGUCUGGCAAAGCAGCCAGAGGAUCGAGUCCAGGCAGCCGUCAAUCGUCUCGAGAACGAUCAUCCCGAAUUGGGCGACUGUGAGGAGCACUGGAAAGCAAGGCAGCUGCUGCAGCAGAUCAUUGACAAUGCAAUCGACGAAGCUAAUUUGCACCGCAAAAAGGAGGCGCGCGGCAGCAACUCUCAUCAGGAGCCAAACGAGAGUACGCCGCGCAGCAUGGACAACACGAGGAGCACGAGCAUGUUGAAUUUAAGCGCAAGCAGCUCAUCGUCGGCCUUGGCAGAUGCGGAUCGGAGUUUACGAAGUGGAGACUCGAGCAUCUCUUCGGCGCGCAAGGCCAACAACGCUGCUACCGCCAACGGUCCUGGUGGAAACAAGAACGCUAAAGCUGGCGUGCAGCGGCGCAAAGCGGAUCAGGCGGAUCUGGACGACACACCGACCCGCUUUCGACAAGCGCCGAGUCAGCGCAAUUCCAUGGCUGGACCCAGCGGUGACGAUCUCACCGGCUCGUCGUUGCAAGCGCAGCAAGCUUCGUUGUCGUCCUCAGGUCUGGAAGCAGUGCAUAGUGGACGUGGAGCUACGCUUGCCGACUACUCGGGCGGCUACAGCAACGAUUCGAGCACCAUCGCAUCUGCCACAUCGUCCGACGCACUGCAAGCGUCUCGGCAGCACGCCUCGCACAGUCAGCAUAUGGCACCGCCACAGCACACCCAGCACCACAACACGCAUCAGCAGGAUCAGACACACAAUGCGUGGGCAAGUCAAACAGCUGCGCCGGGCCCAUCGCUGUUCGGCCAAUCAAACUAUACCACCGCUGCUGCACAGCAGGCGCUAUCACACCACCAAUCGUAUGGACACCACAGCAACCACCAUCACAACUCAAACUACCUUUCGUCAGAUCCGGGACAAACGGGCUUGAGCACUUCGAGUUCCGGAUUGCUCGACGAUCAACGCCACCAAUCGCAUCUCAGUCCGCUACUCAACGGCGGUGGCGUUCGCAUGCAUCAGACGCAUCAGCAACAAGCGCAGCAGCAACAUCACCAACAACCCCCGAGCGCGUUUUUCGAUAAUCGAGGUUACCAGUAA
Molecule: messenger RNA, 2424 nt
Organism: Mycosarcoma maydis (corn smut)
Lineage: Eukaryota; Fungi; Basidiomycota; Ustilaginomycetes; Ustilaginales
Exons: 1
Coding region: 1-2424 (807 amino acids)
Source: RefSeq, a predicted model, not a curated record